Messenger RNA from Fusarium musae, 480 nucleotides. RefSeq lists its product as uncharacterized. Gene Ontology annotation, molecular function: transcription coregulator activity. The record is from RefSeq and is a predicted model, not a curated record. Gene Ontology annotation, cellular component: mediator complex. Gene Ontology annotation, biological process: regulation of transcription by RNA polymerase II. The transcript has 3 exons. Bases 1 to 480 code for a protein of 159 amino acids. Lineage: Eukaryota; Fungi; Ascomycota; Sordariomycetes; Hypocreales; Nectriaceae.
AUGGAUACAUCAACUCCCUCCAAUUUGAUGGACAAACACCAGAAGAUCAUCUCCGAGAUCCUCAGGUCCUACCGCGAUUUGAUAAAUUGCGUCACUGUAAAUGGAAUGGACAAGGAAAAGCCAGGCGACUACGAGGCUCAAGCGAAUAAGCUUAACUUCAGAGACCCCGAUGUCAUGGCAGCAGCUGGCUUAAGGACACAAAGAAAGUUUGACGAACUGUACGAGAGCAUCAAGGAACUUCUUGCUCUGACUCGUACAAUCAAAGAGCUCUGGGUGUUUGGACCUGUUGACAGAGCUGAUGAACAUCGCAAACAGAAGGAGGCGCAAAUUGACCGCGACGUUGCGGAAAUCACUACUCUUUUCAACAAGAUUGACGCGAAUGCCAUGCGAGACCUUGCGGAGAAGAACGGUGGCACGUGGGAACCUCAAGGAGAAGCUGCGUUGACAGCACCAGCAGCGCAAGCCCCGACUGGAAAUUAG